Molecule: messenger RNA, 22982 nt
Organism: Xyrichtys novacula (pearly razorfish)
Lineage: Eukaryota; Metazoa; Chordata; Actinopteri; Labriformes; Labridae
Source: the annotation of a GenBank genome assembly
AUGUGUUGUGCUUUACACUGGUCCUUCUCCUCUCGUGUCAACCGAGGCUAGCCCAGCAUCACCGCCUUCUUCUUUCUAUCCCUCCUGCUUUUUCUGUCCUUCUGUUAAUUUUUCCGUCGUUUCUUCCCGGCAUUUUAGAAACCACUCUAAAUGCACGACGCGAAUCUCUCUUUUUAUACUCAUAUUUCCCCCGAUCGGAAAGCGUUGUGGUAGCUGCUUGGACCGUCGUGCCGCAUCAGCCGGGAGAGAAAAACAUCCAUCCACGACGACAAGGAGGCAGGGUGCGAAUACAGCAACGCCCAUUUUGACACCUACUGUAUCUCCACGGGGCCCACGAAGACGUGAAAUAAUUAUAUUUUUGUCUGCUUUUUAAAAAAAAGAAGAAUUCAGAGGUCUUUCUCGAUUGUUUCCUGCCCUGCAUGUUUCCAGCAUCCUCCAGCAGCGGUAGAUAUCAACAGGGGCUGCUGGGGUGCCCCCUUUGCAUGCAGCGCACCUAGAGUCCAUUUCUGCAGGUGAGUGUUUUUCCCUCAUACAAAGAUUCAUUUCCCUGCAACGCUAUCAAUAUGUCUACUGGCAAAUAGAGUUAGAUUUAGGCUUAUUUUAUCAUGCAUUGUAUUUCAAUGGUGAUUGUGAUUAUAUAUGUGUAAGGGGAGGGGGUACAUGCUUUUCUUGCAGUAAACAAAAUUGACCUGCAUUGUGCUAGACAGGCGAUUGAAUGGAGAUCCAACAGACGAUGAGAUUUUUCUGAAUUAAAAGUUGUAAUUUUUAAAUUGUACUAAAAGUAUAUAAACAUGUCUAAAUGCAUUCACAGUGUAUUCCAAAUUAAUGUUUUUACUUUGAUUUGAGGUGGUUGAAAAGGGCUCAAAACACACUAAUACAGCUGUUGAAUCAUUUUAUAAUCAAGGGCAAAAACUGAAAUAACCAUAGUUUUCCUCAAAAGUGUCAAAAAUUGUGUUUUGGGUUUUAAAAUGUAAAUAUUGUCCUACAUAUUUAGUCUGAUUGUGUUUAUAUCAUAUCAUAUGAUAGUAAGCAGACUAUUUGUAGGAUUUGAAGCCCUAAGUUAUCAAUCUGGGAGUUUUUAUUGGAGCAUGUUUAUCUUAUUUAAUCCAUUAAAGAUUAUUAAGGGGAAACAGUUUAACCUACAUUCUGUGUCAGGGUAAGCGUCCCACUUUUGCUCAUGGUCAAUCAAUAAAAUGUGUUUUAAUUGAGUCGCCUGUCUGGUUCAAUGUAUCAUCAGAUUUUAAAGGGAAAAGACCCUUUUAAAUCUGCUUUUGCUGCAGUUGUUAUGAAAGAAACGCUUCAUGAUCAUUAAGGGGGAAUUGUAUAGAAAUAUGACAUCAUGCUGAGCCGCUAGACGAGUACUGCUGUUGGUGUUUCUACUGCAGCCGGUCUGUAGUAGAUGGCUGUAGGCGCUGAUUUGAGACAGGCAAACCAGCAGUCAAAAUAAAGAGAGAUUUCCAUUUUGCUUGUAGACUGCUGAUGCCCAAAAACCCCUGUUUACUCACGCACACACACAUACACACACACUCACACAGGCGCAGUUGGGUGAAGAUCAGUAGGCUCCGUUCCCUAGCAACAGCAAUGUGCGCUGGUCAAGGCUCCUGCCAAAUUUAGCUCCUGGGCCUGUGCUGCCAAUCAGUCCGGUGUGUUCAUGUGUACAGACGCAUGCCUCAUGCACACAGGUUUGUGUGGAUAUUUGGGUCCCGUUGGGCGCAGCCAUGCUAAAAUAUAGAUGUGUGCUGUGCUUUACUCUGCAGGAUGCUCUGCAGUCACCAGGGUUGAUUCCUCCUUACGCUAUAUGUGCAUGUAUGGUUGCAUUAAUGCAGCAAAAUAUUUACACACAGGAUGCAGAGAUUUCUUUGUUGAACGUCACAGUGGAUAAUAAAUACAACAAAAGCAGAUCCUGAGAGUCAAGUUGUCAUGCAUAUUUUAUGCUCAUGCAAAUGCACAUUGUAAAAAUCUCCUCUUUUACUGCUUUGCAUACGGUUGAGCUGUAAAAUGCAAUAUUUUAAGUCUUAAAAGCCAAUCAUUUUGCAAAUCAUAUCCCCAGAUUUGAGCUAAUAUAUAGAAUUGUGCUGCAUUCAUGCUCUGCUGUACAAACAGCUGAUAGUGCUCAUAAAAUAAAAGGCUGUAAUGUAAUGUUUAAAUGCUUUUUCUCAAGUGUAAAGCACUCGUUUCAAUGCAUUGAUUAAACAAUAUUGAUUUACUGUUUUUGACUGUUAAUAACACAAGAAAACAGCUCAGCCAACUCUUGAGUGACUUGUUUUCAUUCACUUUGCCUCUCAGACUUGAACACAGCUGACUAUUGGAUAAACAAAUCAAAUUAAAAGCUCCUGAAGGUUUAGAUGCACAGACUUCAUAAAGGAAAUUUGCUUUUUCGGUGUUGUCGGACAGCUCUCUGUGGAGUUUGGUGGGUGUCAGUGGACCUGUGUAUCCAUGCAAAACCGGCUCCCUGCUGUAAAUCAGGGUCAAUCGGGCAGAAACGAGCACCUGCCCUCAGUGCCCCUUCCCUGCAGUAUUUAAGCUGUUUUAAUGCCAUUAACCAGGGGGGCGGUCUGUAGGAGACUGAAAGAGGGGGGCAUAUCCACUCAGCCCAGCACGGGAGGGAUUAACAUCAAUCCAGGGAACACACACACACAUAGACAAUAACACACACACACACACACAUACGAUGCUAGACAGACAGAGCGAGCUUAUCCUCCAGGCCAGCUGUGUCUGUUGAUUUGUUGAUGUGCUUACCACGUGUUGACAAACAACUUGUUUACGUCUUCCCCUCAGACUGCAUCAGUGGCCUUAACCGCACACAUCUCUCAGCGGUUCUCCUCCACCGCUUUCCCCCGCCUCUCCCCCCUGCGAACGCCUCAGCACCUCAUUCUCCUCGCCGUCUCCCGCCAUCGCGUCCAGCUGUGGCCCUCACAGGGCGCGCUCGCUGGCUCUCACCUGAUAGGUCCCUGGCCUCAGGACGACAGCCAGCACCAACACGUUCCCUACAUGAGGGACAAAGCCACGCAGGUGAGCGAAUGAAUCUCGCUGUCAUACUAUUUACAUCCAUUUCAUUCGUUCCAAACUCGGUAAAAACUAAAUAAAUCUUUAUAUUCGCAUGUUUACAUCCUUCUUCCAGACCAGCUAUGCUUGCAAAUGUUUCCUGUUGACAUGGCAGGAAACUACUGCAGGGACUUGAACAGAGAUUGCAGCUGGUUGCAUCAUGACACUGUGUUGCCUGAAACUACGGCACUCAGACUGACUUUGAAGCACACGUGACAAACUGUUCGGUGUUUCUUUAAAAGCAGCUCAGUCAAAGAAGUAAAGAGGUCACAAAGAUGUUUAAAAAACCUCCUCGAAACAUCCCGAAACAAACAUUUCUGAACUAUUUGUGAAACUAUAUUGUUGUACUCUGAAGUGACUUGUGUGUUAUGCUGCUUACAGUGUUUGUUUAAGCCUCCUUGGGGUCAAUCCCUUCAUGUUAGGAGUCCUUAAAGUCAGACAACCUCAUGUAAAAGUUCCAUACUUUAAAAAAAUUUGUGUUUUUGAAGACCUGAGGUGCAAAAAAUAUCAAAUAUUUUAAAGAAAAAUUAAAGUUGCUGCUCCAAAAAGAAGAAAAUUGCCAGUGAUGCUAUUCUUUUUUGGGGCGUAUUUUAUGUUAAGGGCUAAAGUGUGUGUGUGUGUGUGUGUGUGUGUGUGUGUUUGUCUUUCAGACCCCCAGGGCCUGGGCAGAUGAGAGGAGGAGGGGCUCUCACAAACGCUCGGCCUCCUGUGGGAGCACCGACCAACUCAAGGAGGUCAGAAGAUACAUCUUUUGUGUUCAGCCGAAUACAAUCACCACUUAUUUCCGCAAACUUCUGAACGUCUGGAUUGAAUCGUCAGUUGGUCUGCUUUUGUCCUCAGAUUGCCAAAUUGCGUCAGCAGCUUCAGCGCAGCAAACGCAGCAGCCGCCAUCGGAGGGACAAGGAGCGCAAGUCCCCGUUCAAUGGCAGCCACACCAUCAUCCAGUCGCAGGUAAUUCACACAGAGAGUCUGCUUUAAGGUGCGUGUGUGUGUGUGUGCGUGUGUGUGUGUGUGUGUGUGUGUGUGUGUGUGUGUGUGUGUGUGUGUGUGUGUGUGUGUGUGUGUGUGUGUGUGUGUUUUUCUGCCAGGUGGCUCCAACUCUGAGAGGAACUAGGUUGAAUCUGGAUUUUAAGGUUUUGAGGACGCCCCACUUUUCCUCUUGUUCCUGUUUGGCUGUUUUUGUGUGUGUGUGUGUGUGUGUGUGUGUGUGUGUGUGUGUGUGUGUCCUGGUUAAUUUAAAAUGUGACGCCGGGCCCGAGAUGUCAGUUAAACUAGGCUCCUCUCUUAAAAACACACACACACAAACACACACUCACAGAGUUGUCUUAGUGCCCACUUCUGUCAUGUUUCUGUUGCGCUCCCUGUGGAGUCUGCUGGAGUGCAGCUGUCCUGCUUUCUGGGCCUCCCCAUGAGACAAACAGAAAGAAGAAGAAGAAGAAGAAGAAGAGGAGGUUGAUGAGCCGGAUCGCGGAUUCGAAGAGACACCAGACAGCUGGAGCGCACUAGAAAGACUUCCUUCCUACUUCUGUGCAGAAUAACCUCGAUCGUGUUUGUUUUUACAGUCGCCUAUGCCCAAGACCAUCCUGAUUCCCAUCCCGAUCUCCAAAUCAUCCGCCCCUCGUUUUCGUAACAGCGUGGAGGGUCUGAACCAGGAGAUCGAACGCAUCACAAUUCAGGACACUCCUGAGAAAGAAGAGAUCAUCGUUGUAAGUUUCUCACGCACAUGCAGGAAAUUGAACUCGCAGACUCUGUCCUGAUGCGUCGUUGCAGAGCUGCGGUCUUAGUGUCAUACAGGCUGUAACCCCGUCAGUGCAUCAUUGUUAUUCUGACCUCAUUUGUCUGUUUGUACGGCAGCCACAGGACGUCCCAGAUGGGCACCGUGCACCCCCACCCGUCCCUCCUCAGCGCAGCAGCAGCACCCGCAGCAUCGACACGCAGACUCCCUCAGGGGGCGGCCUAAGCGGUAACCACAGCAACUGCAGCAGCCGCCCCGACUCCAUCUCGCCCUCCUACCUCACCGUCCUCAACGACAUGGGUGGAGGCAGCCCCUACGAGGACAAAGGUGACUGGCGGACACGCGCCGCAUGUUGUUAAACACGCCCACGCUCGUGUUUUUUCUCUUUUGAGUCUGAUCUGUUGUUGACAUCGAUCUUUGACCUGCAGAACUGGGCCCCUGCUCCCCGCUGCCCAAAUACGCCGCCUCUCCCAGACCUAACAACAGCUACAUGUUCAAGAGGGAACCUCCAGAGGGCUGCGAGAAGGUCAAAGUGUUCGAGGAGUCCAUGUAAGGAUUCAAGUCUCUUCAACUGUUACAUUUGAACACCUAAAACUAACUCGAAUAAACGAUCUUUAAAAGUAAAUGAACUGACCUUGCAAAACUAGAUCUAUCUUUGCCUAAUAGAGCAAUAAAACUGUUAAAUAUCUUUGGUUAUUAAAUGUUUUUGCAAGUUAUAGACUACUACCAGCCUGAUAUUGUAAUAAGGUGUGUAUUUUGUCAGCUACAAGUUUCCAAAACAGCUCUUAAAAGCUCUGUCAAAUUAUCGUAGAGUGUUUUUUUUAAGGCUAACGGUCCCUUUGUGAUUCCAGGCCCAAGCCUCUGCAGGAGAUCCCUCCCUUUCUUUGUCCCGACCGCAACAAGGUCAACUUCAUCCCCAACAGCGGCUCUGCCUUCUGCCUCGUCAGCAUCCUCAAGCCCUUACUCCCCGCCCCGGACCUCAACUUCCGCCCCGGGGUGGGCCUCCGGAGCCUGUCCCCGUCCCUGGUGCCUCUGUCCACCCAGCCCUGCCUCCUGGAGGAGCCUGAGAGUUUCUGAUGGGCAUCGAACCCCGACCCCCUCUCAAUCCCUACCCCCCCACGAAAUCAGAAAACACUGGAAACAACCCUUCUGCUCCGAAACAAAUGCCUUCAGCAUGCCAGCUAAGCUCUCUCUGAUGUCCUUCUCUUGUUGAAAAAGCGCUUCCCACUGCCUCUCCUCCUCAGAUGACUACAACGUGAGAGUCCUGCAGCCCAGCGCGGGGAUUUGCAGCUAACAUUUCAUCGCUUUUCUUCUACCUUUAGUGCUGGUUAUGUUCCUGUUUUUUGGAGGAAAAGGGCGAGAAAAAAAAAAGGACAGACUCUUUUAUUUCAUCGUAUUAUACCAUGGCGCCUUUCCACGGACAUAUCUCUUUUUCUAUCUGUAGUUAUUUCUCUUGAUAUGAAAUAUGCCUUCCAUUAAGAAAAAAAAAGGCCGCUUGUUUCUUUGGCGGCCGAGAGUUUGACCACGGAGGCUCAUAUUGGUGCUGCCAGAUUUAUCGUAGCAAAACUUGAACGGUCGUGACAAGGAGAAGUUAAAAUGUGCCUGAUAUUUGAGACCGCUCAGUUUCGCUAAUGUGGCGUAGUGCGUAGAUCAUGUUAGUCUGGUUAGCGUGACUCACAUGAUGUCUGCACUACGGCGACUAUAGAUACACACAGAGGGGCAGGGACUUCUUAAAACCACCUGUGACUGUUCCAGACUUGUGUUUUGUACUUGGAUCAGAAAUUUUGUGUAAAAUCCGACUUUAAUCUGGAGCAAAAUGAUGCCUUUGUUACACCAAAUGGUAGCAGUGACUCAGUCCCUGCCUGUCAGUGUGUAUCCAUGGGAAACACAGGCCAGGGCUAUGAUGUGUGCAGCGUGUUCAACCCGUGUCUGCUUGCCCCUCCUUUCCAAGCGCCAGCCUUUUACACUCAAUAUGUCCACCUCCAUCACAACCACACCCUUCUGUUCCUCAUUCCCCAGCUCUUUCGCUCCUUUUCUCCCCCCUUCACCUUCACCGUAGCGCUCAUUUCCUUCCGUCUUGCUCUGUGUUGUUGUAAAAUGUGUCCAGGGAGGCCUCAUCCUCACAUGUCAGGCUUCCUCUGGCGUUGCUCGGCCCUGAGCGUGGGGAGGCUGGGGGAAACCAAAUACUGCACAAAAUGGCAUUUCUAGGGCUGGAACCAGGGUGAUGACGAGGGGUGGCCUUAACCACCACGAACCUGGAAAUCCUGAGAUCCCAAAUUGAACGAAAAUUAACUAAAAUGAAAGUUUAUUCAAAAUAAACAACCGCAGGAUAAUUCUCCUAAAAGUGUAGAUAAUUUACACCAAGUCAUGAAUAGUCUCACACAUAAUGAAUGAAGUGAUGAUUCAAAGUGGGAAACAAGGGUUUGUGUUUUUUUUGGGGGUGGUUCAAAAAUCUUUUUCUUGCAUCUGGCAAUCCUAUGAAUUGAAAAUGGCUUUAAGUACUCAGGUCUGGUGAUCCAGGGGCGAUCUUAAGGGGUGGCAUGGGUUCUAAUUAUGUCUGACAGACCACCCAAAUCCAGGACUACCAUUGGCUCUUUGAAUUGUCUGAGCCAGCAUGCACAUCUGUUGUUUAUUAUCCAUAUAGGAGUAUAAUUUGUGGUACUCUGCGUGAUUUUUAAGGAUGCUCCACUAAGAUAAAAGAAAUUUGAAAAGUCAGAAUUAAGUUUUAAUUAAAUAAUUUAAUUUAAUUAAUUUAUUUAAUUAAAUAAUUUAAUUUAAUUAAUUUAUUUAAUUAAAUAAUUUAAUUAAAUAAUCUAAAACAUUUUGGCGAACAUGACCAGAAUUGAAUAAACCAAACAGAGCGCUGUGUAACCAGCACAACCAUGUGAGGCAAGGAGCACUAAGAGCUUGACAGUGGUACCAGUCAGAGUUUAUACAACUUUAUCUCCAUUUUCUUGAUCAAAAUACUGCCAAACUAUGAAAAGCCUGCUGUUAUUUGUGCUUGUUUACAUCUGUUUAGAGGCAUUUAAUUGGUUUUUGGCUAUCAGCGCACACCUCUAGUUGGUUGUAAAAUGUUAAAUGAGUGUUGAUACCAUAGACUGUGUAUAGAAUGGACAGAGUCUGCCUCCUCGCUGGGUGAAGCCACUCCGAGAACAGCACCCUCUGUUGAUGGGCUGCGGUAUAGGUCAUAAAUCCCACUGUGAAGCUCAAUUUUUAAAAGUUAUUAGGGGGUUCGUGUUUGCUAUGAUUGACACCUGAUACAGCCUAUGGGCGUUCAGGGAUUGCGUAGCUCACCCGGGGGGGAUUCGCUGUUUGAGCCGAGCGUCAAUACAGCGACUCUCGGCGACUGCGCAACACAGAUUCAGGAAAUGAAGAAAAAACCCGGAAACAUCGAGAGCUAUUUGGCUUCAAAUCCGUAUACAGGCGGGAGGCGGAACCACGUUGUCCAUAGUAUAUACAGUCUAUGGUUGAUACCCGGUGCAGUAUACUGGUUCCCUUUCUCUCCGUGCUCUGGCCUGUCUCCCUGUUACUAUCACUACUACUUGACUGUGCCUGCUUUGGCGGGGUAGGAAUGUACUGGAUUUGUAAAUAUAGAAGCGCACUGUGUUUGUAUUAUCGGCUGAUAAAGAUAUGUAUCUGAAUGAGUUAACAGUUGUACCAUAUAUCCCCUCCUUCUCCUCCUCCUCCUCCUCCUCCUCCUGCUUUCUCUCCGCUGAGUACUGUGAAUUACUACAUGUCUCAUUAUUGUGAAUAAUAAUGUAUUUAUUUAUCAGAAGUGUAAUUGGGUCUGCAGAGAAUUUUAAUCCAGAAUAGAUUACAUCGUCCAUCUCAGGUUGUAGUGAAUAGGAUACAAAGAGAAAAAGAUAUACUAACUUCUCAGCGCACACUAACAAGUCUACACUACUUUAAAGAGAGCAAACCAACAGCUGCUAUCUAUGUAGCCUCACACUAACGGAAAAUGUGACUGAUGUAAACCUGUAGCAGAGUAGAAGUAGAGAGAAGUGUGGAUGUCAUUUAUCCAGUGACCUGAUUUGGCAUGUUUCUAAAAUACGACUGAGUUCCAAAAUGAGAUAUCCACUUGCUGAAAAACAAUCACACACAGAGCGACAUGUUCCUCUUUGUCGUUUUUAGACGUCUGUUUACAAAGAAGAAGAAAAAAAGUAGUAUCAGAGUAGAUUCAUACAUGUGAUAUUACAGAUUUAUUUCAGAUACAAAGCUUUUUUUUUCAAAGUGGAAGCAUUUUGGAAUGAGGCUCAAAAGAAGACGACACAAAUACUCUUUGUUUGCUUGUCCAGUUUAUUGAAAACAGAACUGCCAAGUUUUCAUCUGUUAAACCCCUCGAGUGAAAUAAAAAGGCAUAGUUGAAUUAAACAAAGUGUUCGUGAUUGACUUCAGUGAUACAAUCUUUUUUUUUAAGAGUGUAAGUAAAGAGUAAACAGUUCACAAUAAUACAUGGUUACAGCUUCCCUUCUUACCACUGCGCUGGGAUCAGCGGUUUCUUCCUUCAAAAUAAAAGUCCAAGAAUCACAUUAAAAUCAUGAAAAAGACAGUUACAUGAGAAAUGGUUUGCGUCUUCUGACCCCCCCCUCCCCCCAAAAGCUAAGAUAAUACAUUUCUGACCCACAAAAGAUGACAUUUUUCCCAUAAUGCACUCUGAUCUAGCUCCAGUAACCUAACAGAGGCACACUAAUGUCAAAAUAGAGGAUUUGGUUUCAUUUUCGCAUCUUAAAAACUCACAUACGUCACCCAGAAAAGUCUCCAUUCUGCAUCUGUUCCCUAAUAAACAUUCAGAAAUGUCAGUCUUGGUCCUGUUAUUCCCUUUAGUCAUCCGCUUACUGACACAGUAACAGUUUUUGGUGUCAUAAAAUCCAUCUGGGAAUUCUCCAAAUACACAACAGGCAGAGCCAAAAAUAGACAAUAUUUUACAGUGUUCUUACAUAGUGUUACAUUUCAGUGUGCAGCACAACAAGACAUGAGCAGUAGUACAGUUGUCAGGAGUAAUAUAAUCUGAAAAUAAAUACACUUUGAUGCAGCCGAGGUGCUGUCACCCACACUAACAUCCAGCUAACUUCAGUGGUCCACUUUAAAUCCUCCUUGAAAUAAAUCUUUUCCUUUCACACGCUUUCCUUGGCAUUGGACUUUGUUAAAUCACAAUGAAUGGGAAUAAAGAGAUCAUCCUGUAAUUUACAUUUACUACAUUCAGCUAUGAGAAUAUGGGUUCAAGGUGGGAUGAUCUUCCAGUGUGUUAGCACAUUGUGUCCAGUUCAAACAAAGGCAACACCCACAGUCUGGUUUUCCUUUAUCGAACCCAGAGACAGAAGACUACAUCGAGUAACCACAUCAAACUUGUAGUCCACAUCGUGUGUGCAGGGUCUGUAUCACAAAGCAAGAAUAAAUCAGUUCCCUUAUAUCUGUGAUCCUCUAUAAGAGUGACCCUAAAUCUGGUCAUAAUCUGGUUAAAUCACAAAACACAUCAUCACCAGGUUAAUGGACACUUUCUAUAAUAUGAGAUAAACGGAAGGAUACCCAGAAUGAAUCAAAUCCAGCAACCAGUGCAUAAUUAAAAGCUGUGGUAAGAGAUUAUAGGGGGAUUAUUGUAAAUCUUUUUUUAAUAUUCCACUUAGAUUAUAUGGCACAUUUUAAUGUGUGAAGCUGUAAUUACAGCUAAAGCUAUUAACAGCUGUAGUUCAGGUCUGCUUCACUGAGAAGUUGCAUUUAUAGAUUUAUUGAGUGAUUUAAGAAGCGUGUUGGCAGCAUGGGUGAACCACUUAUCACCUCGGACAAGUCCUAUUAGCUGUUGCCAUCAUUUAAAUGUUGAUAUAAUCUAUAUACACACAACCAAAACAGCUGCAAAACUUGUAGUUUCUUAAACUAAAGUGAGCUGUUGUGCAACAGUUGCUUACUUGAAAUUAAAUCUCUAUUAUGUUGGGUCAUGGCUCCAUAAAGAACAAGUUUUUAACCAGCAUUCAUACUAUACUAUAGUAUAUUAUACUAUAGUAGUAUACUAUAGUAUAGUAUAGUAUACUACUAUAUAGUAUACUAUACUAUAGUAGUAUACUAAAGCUACUACUAUAGCUAUUACUAUAGUAUAGUAUACUAUAGUAGUAUACUAUAGUAUACUAGUAUAGUAUACUAUAGUAUUAUACUAAAGCUACUACUAUAGCUAUUACUAUAGUAUAGUAUACUAUAGUAGUAUACUAAUAGUAUACUAAUAGUAUACUAUAGUAGUAUACUAUACUAUAGUAUACUACUAUAGUAUAGUAUACUAUAGUAGUAUACUAUACUAUAGUGGUAUACUUUUCUAUACUAUAUGGAAAUAACAGGUUGCCAUGGUGAUCUAAGCGUAUGCUGCAUUCGAGCUAGAAAAAAAGCUACGAAAGUUAUUUUAGCGCUUGCUUUGUCCGAAUAUACGGCAAGCACUAAAAUAACUUUCGUAGCUGUAACCAUCUUGUUUCGGGCCUCCGAUUUCGCUUUUUUCCGACUUGGUAACUGAAACUCUGGGAACUCGGGUGUGACGUCAUUUUCCGCUCCGACAUCUGACUUCGGAGGUGACUCAAACGCAGCACUAGCUUGGUAACAGGCUCAUCUUGCUCUGUGAUACAGGCCCAUUAUGAUGCAGCUUUACCUCCAUUUGCUCCUCUCAUACAUAUACUUCAUCCUACAAAUAAACUCAUAUAUGACAAUCAUGCCCGUCCGUGUACGAACAGCACACUAACACACUUCAUAGGUAUAUUAUUUCAACAUCCUGGGUCCAUUUUUUGUGUGUGCACUCACAGCAAACCUGCACACACCCACACAGCACAAACAUGAAUGAACACACACAAAAAAAAAAAACACCAAAUGUCCAAAAUAAACCUGUAAUCAAAAUGUCCUCCACAGGUUACAGAGAGAGAGGCUGACUGAAACCACAGCAGGUCUGCUGUGUACAUAAAAGUCUGUGGCUUCACAUGUGGAGUUAACAGUCAUUUAGGAGAGCAAUUAACGUUUAACUGAAAGUAUUUUCUGUUCCAGUCUGAAAUAACAUCUUAGUGUUACACAAAUAUGUGUGUGUGUGUUUGCAAAUGUGGAUAUACACACCCUUCUCCCCUGCCUGCUACCGAGUGUGCGCACCAAUGACUAUACGUGUGUAUUAAACUGUUAGAGAGUUGUAGUACUUGGUCGUCGACGUGAAAACUUGACAUCCAGAAUCUUUGAGGGAGAUUUCACACCGCAGCACUCACACUAACACACACACACACGCAGAGAAGAGAUCUUAAGCAUUAAGAAGCUCGUCUGCAGAGCGUCCAAUGGCGUCAGGGUUGGAGAGAGGGUCCAGGUCUGCGAACAGGUUGAACCAGGCAGACAUGUCCUUGGAUCCAGCCGGAGCAGCUGCGCAAAUGAUCAGACCACAUAUAUCGAAUCAGUUCAAACUGUAGAAGAGAGCUACGGCACAUUUCACCUCCGGCGGUUGACGCAAACGUCCACUUUGCUUCUGGGGUUCUUGUCUCACCCUGUCAGAGUUCUAAUUCACAUAACAACCACCUCACAAUACAUAGGUUAUCACAAGUUUAAAGACCUAAAUCAGCUCUUGAGAGAAAAACAAACACAGACAAAAAAAAAAAAGAAGGAAGAGCUUACCAGCUGCUGAAUUUGGAGCAGAGGGUGGAGCUGGUUGGUUCUGACCUGGAGGAGGCUGCAGGGGUGGGGCUUGGAACAUGGGUGGGGUUGCCCAUCCUGGAAGACAACGCAGGUUUAUUAAAGAAAACCCCAAAAACACCAAAACUAGCGUUUGCCACAUAUUAGGCCUGAUUUGCCAUCCCUAAUAAUCUGAUUUGAGACCUCCUCUAACUUCUGAGUCUAGGUUCGUCACUUUUUAUCAAGAUUCUGUGAGAUCUCACCUGUGAGGAAUCCCUAAAGUAAAAUCAUAACCACCUAUGAGUAGUCCAGCAUGCUGCCACAAUGUCUCUAUCCUUUUCAGAGCAGAGUGGGCUCACCUGUAGAGCUCAGACUGUGAUCCAGCAGCUGGGACGGCAGGAAGCCUGUGGGGCUCGGAGGAUUGGACGGCGGACGAGCUGUCGGUAGAGCACUCCCAGCACCUGUGACGGAUGAAGGGACACUAGGAGGGUCAAACAUCCCGAAAGCGUCCUGCCACUCUCUACUGAACUCGUCGCUGGCUCCCGGGCCCGGGCUGAGGAGGUCUUUGAGGAAAGCCAUGUCACCGCGUUCAGGGUCUUCCUCUUCUGGUCUCAAGCCUGACAUGGAGAGAGGAGACGGACCACCUGAGGGGAGUGGGAGGAAAGGAUUAUGGAUUGCAUUGAGACUGCAGAAGUCCUACAAAGUUCAGAGUUUGAGUCAAAAAUGAAGAAAAGUGUUCAUGAAAUAUUAGCGGCAUGGCAGAAAAGUUAGAUAAUCAACGCUUUCGGCUUUCUUCAGGGUUAAUAUUUGCCUGCAUGUUAUGCAACAGUUUAUCAUAACAUUAAAUGGGCCACACCUGUGUUUUGAUUUGCAGGUAUACUUGGGAAAUUGAACUCAUGAGUGUUUCCUAGGAGGUCCAAAACAAGAGAGAUAUAAUCAUCCUGUUUCUUUUUGCAAUGAUUUAUCCUCAGAUACUGAAAAAAUGGCAUAUCUGUGGACAAUUGGAAAUGCAUUUCCCAUACACACUUGCAUCUAGUUUUUCAUGCAGCCCAUCGAAGAGGUGAGUCCCAGAAGCGGAUAAGAAAGGUAGAACAAAGUGCCACAAGAAAGUGCCAGAAGUUGAAAUCCAGGGGAGGUGAGUGUGAGCCACAUCAAGCAAGAAAGCGAGGAAAGGAGAGACCAGCGAGGAAUCUUUGAAACAGGAGCGUUCGGAGACAGCUGGUCUGUUGUUUACCCAUGGCCGGCUGAAGUGUGAGACCAGACUGAAGGGCUUCGAAACCCCACGGCUGAGUGAGAUCUCCGCCUAGAAGUGGAGGCAGAAGCUGAGGCUGGAGAGGGAUGUCAGCUGGAGCAGGAGCUGGAGGAGGAGCAGGAGGCUCAGGGAUAUCGAGGGCCAUGAGCAGGAGGUCAUCGUCAGAGCUGGUAGAGAGUCCUCUGAGGUCUUGAAGGGCUGGAGUGGUGGGUGUGGGAGUGUUUGGGUGCACUGGGGUCGAGGAUGAUAAAGCCAAGAGGCAUCCAGCACACAAUCAGCUCCAGAAAUAUCAAUAAAACAGAGAAAACAUACACUUCCCAGGAGACUCACCGGUAUCCAAGGUUUGGCUCUGUCUGUCACUGCUGUGGGCGGGGUCUAGAGAGGGGAGAACAUCAGAAUAACCCUUAAUUCAAAGACCAGAUUCUUCGAUUUUCUUCUCAAAUUCAGAAAUAGUUUCCCAAAGCAAACAGAAAAGCGGCUCUUUCUUUCAGCCUGCAGGGGGCAGCGCCUACCUGAGUCAGAGGCACUUUCUGAUGGUUUGUCGUCAUCCAAGGACACCAGGCUGAGAGGGAAGGAAGAAAAGAGGGAGGGCAAAGAAUGAGAAAGUGCUUCAUCUAGCUGGCGAGACAUGUUUUGCUAUUUUUAGCGAUGCCACAGCCUCUGUUUGAUCUGGAGCUCUAAAUCCCUGAGCUACCGCGUACCUAUCGUCACAUGUAACACUUACUCAUGAGUAAACAUGGGCAUGACACUGGCCUCGUGUUUGAUGAAGGCAUGACUGAGGCAGGAGAACGAGUAGAGGACAGAGCAGACGGAGAGGUGAGGAUGUAAAGAUGGAAAAAGAGCGAUGAGAACAGAGACAGAUGGUACGAGCAGUAUGUGUGCGAACGAGUCAGGGAACGAGUCAGGCUACUUUCAUACGAGGGGUGAUUUUGUUUGACUUUCACCUGUCCGUGUUGCUCUUCUUCUUCUCCUUCUUAUCCUCCCGUUUCUGCAGCUCCGUUAUGUCAUCCAGGGGGUCUCUGAGGUCCUGCAGGAUUUGGUAACACCAGACAAAUGUCACACCAGGACGGACAAACAUGCUGAUCUCCACCUUAAGCUCCUGUUACCUUAAGAGUGGUGAACUGGUAUGAUACAUGUCCCUUAAAGGCCUCGUGGAUUCCCGACAUGGCACUGGCUGUCUUCUCCCAGAACUGCAACAGCGUGGUCUAUAAAGACGAAUUAAAGAUUCAGACGAGAGGAUCGAGAUUCUUGGUGCACCGGUCUUUAAAAAAAAGCACAUUACAUACCUGGUAGGUGCAGAGGGAGUGAGAGAGCAUGUUGCAGCGGCUCGCUCCCAGCAUAUCCACUUUCUGACACACGUCGUUCUUCAGCUUCUCAAACUGACUCUUCGUCCCUCUCACCUGGCCUUGAACCUGACAACAGACGCCACAGUUCAAACAAAGCGCCUCGACACGCCGUCUUUAAAAAGAGCGUCGAUCUGCUCCCACCUUGCGGAACUUCUCCAGCUGUUUGUAGGUGUCCGGGUCGAGCUCUUGGGAGACGUCUUUCAUCCAGAGGAGAGCCCCUCUGUACUCCGUGCGAGCCUUCUCCAUGCGGGUGACCGUCAGGAGGGUGUCUGCGAUGGCGCGCCGCCGGAACGUCUCCACUUCCUGGUGCAGACGGUGGAGCGGGGCACAGAGAGCCAUCCUGAGGAGAAUAAAAGACAAAGGGAGAGGAUCUUUAGGAGUGAAUCUAAAAAAGGAGAAGAACAUUACAGGUGAGAAUUCGGCGUUUCCCUCUGACCUUUGCUUCGCUGAAGCACACAGGGCUUUGCUGGUGGCGUCCAUCAUGUUGCCGGCCUUUGUGCGGUUGUGUUCAGCCUGGAAGCGCAGGAACAGGCCCAGCUCGUUCUCCUCCUGGGACAAACCUGGAAGAGGAGUUUGAGGUUUAAGUUCCUGCGACAAACACUGAGACCGGAUCUUCUAUUUGACAGAAGAAAGAACUCACGUGUGAUCCUGAGCUGAUACUUCUCGAUCACCUUCAGCAGCUCAGUGCACGUGGACUGAACCGAGCGGAAAAACUACGAAACACAAAACAGGCGACAUCAAGUUUUUCCUGCCAGGGUUUUAUUUUAUUCUCAAGAAGCAGACAUAAAAACACCAAGGCAGCUGAUUGUGUAUCUGGAGGCUGAAAGUUCGCAGGGACAGCUCCAAAUCUCUCUGCUUGGCUUUAUUUCCCAGAGCGCAGAUAAAACUAGAAAAGCACUCAGAGAGCACAGACCUCCACCAAGCAGCUCAUGUCCCCCCUUAAACAAGAAAUGCUCUGACCCAGAUUCGAACCCAGGACCUUCUGGUUGUGAGGCGACAUUGCUAACCACUACACCACUGUGCCACCCAUUGGUUAUCUUUCAGCAUUGAAAAUUCCAACGACACCCUUAUUUUUGUGUGUUCUGGAUCACAGUAUCCAGAAUUUUGUCUGGAUCAUCACCAAAAUGUGAUGGGAUCCUCCUGGGGCUUAGACGCACCUCUGAUGAAAAUUUCAGGUCAAUCUGUCUGUAACUUUCUCUCCGUAAAGUUGCUAACAAACAAACUCACAGACAAACAAACAAACAAACCAACACUACCGAAAACAUAACCUCCUUGGCGGAGGUAAUAAAUCCUCUAGUCGUGACCUCGUUGGCACCACAGAAACACCGCCUCUCCUUCUCGUCAUGCUCAUUCUGUCCCUUUGCUUCUCAGACGCACAAAAACACACGCCUGCCUCCUCCUCCUCCUGCUCCUCUCCCUGCUCUCCUCCCUCCACCUGUGGCUGCCUAAUAGUUAGUAACACCGUUGUACUACAAUUAAGAGCUGUUAGAUAAAGUUAUUUGUUUGAAAUGUAGUAUAAAAGAGUCCACACUGAUUUCAGCUUCAAAUGUUACAGGGUUCCUACUCAGUUGGAAUCUCCGUACUUUUCCAUAUCCUACAUUUUGAAUUAUUCUUGGAAAUACCGACUUUUCUAUUUUAGAAAACAGUUUUUUAGAAAUGUGGUAAUAUAGUCUGGAAACAUAAAUAUUGGACACCAUAGAGGUAUACCAAGACUUUUCCCUCUGCAGCAGCUUUAACUGCAAACACUUUAAGUCUGCUCCUGCUGCUCGUCUUGAGGCAGUAACGGAGCUGAAAUGAGCAUGUGUAGUGACUGAUUAACAGCAGAAUAAACAGUCCCUGCCUCCAUUCUGUCUGCCUCAGCAGCAGCUAAACACCUGUCCGAGUCUCAUCCCCGCUGUGUGAAUGUCACUAAUGUUUUCCUGUCUUAGCGUCCGAUUGAUCGACAAUCGAACCCUCAUCAUGACUUUUACAGAAAGUAUAAGAAAAAGAGUUUAAAUUCAAUUUUGGUCAGAUUUUUAUUCAAAGAGGUUUACAUGCAAUAAAGCAAAAGCUGCAGAGAUGAAAUCUGAACGAGCACUGAAGCAAUUCUGAGAUAUAACCAGGUUAGCUUCAAGGCUCCUAAUCUGGUUCUGGGUCCCUCCACAAAAGGCACACAGUCAGGAUGAAAUUCACAAAAGCCUUCGUCCAUUUUGAGCCCAUUAUCACUUUCCCCGUCUCCUCUGACUUCUCAGUCUAACAGCAGAGACGCACACAGAGAGCAGCGGGACACAACGCAAGAGGCCUGAUCUUGUUCCAGAGCAAACAAAAGCCUCACAGUGUCUCCUUAACGGCUCGCUGAAACUCGACCACGUCUCCCUCUCACAGGACCGCACCAUCAGACAGCCUGUCAUAACGAAGUGCCAGCCGGGUUUCGGCCAAUUACACGUGUCCACUCUUGUCUACCACGGCAGUGAGUAACGAGUGAGAAGUGCAAGGACAGAGCGUCCCAUCAUUGACAUCUUUUUCACAGGUGUGAGACAUCUUGCGCGUCAUCACAACAGUGAAGAGCGGACAAGAUUAAAAGAGUGAGAGAAGAGAGGUUAAAGCUUAAAAAUACUAGAGCUUUUCCAGUUUAUUUAAGCAAAUAUGGAACAUAAAGACUCAAAACAGUUUGUUUAGUUGAGUCAAACUUUAAGAGAUGUAUCCAGCUGCAGCCCCAGAGCCAAAAGCCCCCCAGCGUUAAAGAGAUGCUCCUGACAGGACGAGACCAUUAACUGUGAGACUGAUGAGUCCACACCACCUGUGAACAUCCACUGGCUUUAACAAUAACAAUCCGCCUGAUGUAGAAAUAAAUAAAAAUAAAAUGUAAGACUCCGACAUUCAGAAAUACCUCAAGCUUUGCAUCCAGAUCAGCAUCCGAGGCCACCACGUACUCGUCCUCUUUCUUCCCCGUGGCUUUAAUGAAGACCUGUUUCGUCUUCCAGAAUUUCUUCUGCAUGCGGGCCAUCACCGAGCUGUCCUCGCCGAGCACGGUCCGGCCGCCGCUCAGCAUGUCUCCUUGGAACCUGCGGACAAAAGGAAAUCGCUGUAUGACGCUUCAGGGACACAACCUUCAGAUUUUUACGCUGAUGAAAUUAUCAAAAUAUUACAAAACGCAAUUCCAAUGAAGGUGGGAAAUUGUGGAUACACUACAAAGACAAGAUAUUUAAUGUUCAAAUGAUAAUAAACUCAGAAUUUCAUGGCUGCAACACAUGACAAAGUAGUUGGGACAGGGGCGUGUUUACCACUGUGUUACACCACCUUUCCUUUUAACAACACUCAAUAAACGUUUGGGAACUGAGGAGACGAAUUGUUGAAGCUUUGAAGGUGGAAUUCUUUCCCAUUCUUGCUUGAUGUACAGCUUCAGUUGCUCAACAGUCCGGGGUCUCCGUUGUCGUAUUUUACGCUUCAAUGGGAGACAAGUGUGGACUGUUGGCACGCCAGUCGAGUACCCGCACUCUUUAACACAUGCAGAAUGUGUCUUGGCAUUGUCUUGCUGAAAUAAGCAGGAAGAGCGUCCAUUAAAAAGACGUUGCUUGGAUGGCAGCAGAUGUUGCUCCAAAACCUUUUUGUACCUUUCAGCAUUAAUGUUGCCUUCACAGAUGUGUAAGUUACCCAUGUCUUGGGCACUAAUUCACCCCCAUACCAUCACAGAUGCUGGCUUUUGAACUUCACGUCAAUAACAGUCCGCAUGGUUCUUUUCCUCUUUGGCCCAGAGGUCACGACGUCCACUAUUUCCAAAAACAAUCUGACAUGUGGACUCGUCAGACCACAGAACACUUUUCCACUUUGCAUCAGUCCAUCUUAGAUGAGCUCGGGCCCAGAGAAGCCGGCGGCGUUUCUGGAUGUUGUUGAUAAAUGGCUUUCUCUUUGCACAGUAGAGUUUUAACUUGCACCUACAGAUGUAGCAACGAACUGUAUUUACUGACAGUGGUUUGCUGAAGUGUUCCUGAGCCCAUGUGGUGAUAUCCUGAACCUUUUGAUGAUAUUAUGGACCGUAGAUGUUGAAAUCCUUCAAUUCCUUGCAAUUGUCCGAACUGUUCGACUAUUUGCUCACGCAGUUGUUCACAAAGCGGUGAACCUCGCCCCAUCCUUGCUUGUGAAUGACUGAGAAUUUUUGGGAAAGCUGCUUUUAUACCCAAUCAUGACACCCACCUGUUCCCAAUUGACCUGCUCACCUGUGGGAUGUUACAAAUAGAUGUUUGAUGAGCAUUCCUCAAAUUUCUCAGUGUUUUUUGCCACCUUUACCAACUUCUUUGUCACGUGUUGCUGCCAUGAAAUUCUAACUUCCCAACUUCAGUGGAAUUGGGUUUUGUAGAUAUAGGAUUUGUAUACAUACCCGUCCAUCAUGGGAAUCCAGCUUUUUUUCUGAUCUAAAGACACAACACAGAGAACAUUAUUCAUUCUAAAUAGUACACAUUUAAAAACUGUUUGUAUAUGUAUUAGUUUUAAUGCAAAUGGGAGACAAAAUGUUCAAAAACUUGCUCCUCCUGGUUUUCCUGUUGGAUUUCACAGGGAUGUAGAACAAGAAAGCAUAAAAACAAAGGUGACAAGUGGUCCUCUUCUGCUUUAUAAUCUGAUUAUAAGAGGUAAUCAUUGACGUUUAUCUGUGCCUGGACCAAAACAAACACAGCUAAAGGCUAAAAAGCUAAUCUAAUAUGGUUCUUGGAGCUGGGAUCAGACACCUGCGACUUCCAGGAGUCAGGAGAAAAGAGAGCCAGCUGGCUGUCGAGCAGGUGUUUAGUUACAACAAAUGACACCUCAAUGACACUGAUAUACAUAUGAAAUAUAUGAGUCAAUGUGGUAUUUAUUUAUAAUGGAUAUUAAUGAAAAAAAAGGGACACAAGUGUGGAAGAGACAAGCAAGGAAACGUCAAAGAAGGAGCUUUGGUGCUAGCAGCAGUUUAGCUUACAGCAUCAAGUAUCCAAGCUCGAGCUGAAACCCGUCUUAACUUUUAAUUACACGAAUCUUUUUCUUUCGUUUUAGUCGUGUUUUGUAUUAAAAGAGGGCGAAGAACCUUUACCUUUCUGUUGUUUCCGUCCAGCUGUCCGAGCAUCAACGCUAGCCUCCUCUCCCGAUGGCCGUCAUCGUCUGACUCAGAGAAACAGGAUAUGCAAAGGAGCGGAGGCGCCAUUUUAACACACGGGGGCGCUGCUGAACAGGCCACACCAGAGAUCGUCUCUGAACAAGAUGAGCCGCUCAGAGAGGUGGAAGUGGGACUAGAGAAGUACGGUAAGCUUCAACAACGCGUUUUUUUUCGUUAAUUUCAUAAUCUAUUUAGUAAUUAAUGGUGCUUGCAAUGAGUAAAAUAUGCUUAUUUCAGUAUUUUUGGGAACAUUUCAUUUUUAGAAAUAAUAUUCGUAAUGAUGGAUUUUUGUUGUUUUAUCAGCUAUUCCUGUAUUGAUUCCCUUCAGGGAUCAAUGAAGUUCUUCUCCUUCCUUAUUUUACAAUAUUAUUUUUCAUUUUGUGGAAGGUUAGAGUGCAUCGUGUUUGUCAUCGACAUGUAGAACCACCUUAUUUCACCCUUGGUAGUUAACUACCUCAUUGUUAAGGUGCUAAGCAUCGGCUUGGUCAUUGGUACGUUUUCAUUUACAAAGACAUUCUUGGAAAGAUACAUCUCCUCCGUAUUGAUCUUAGUUAAAGGAUUACACAUUGCUGCCAUUCUUGGUCAGGUCUCCCUUACAAAUGAGGUCCUCACAUCUCAAUGGGACAAACCUGGUCAAAUAAGAGAUUUUAUGAAUGGAAACUUAGAAAAGUUUACAGUGGACAUUUAUUUCACUCCACUAUGAACCAACAAAAUCAAUCCGAGUGAGAGCUCUUCUUUUGUCUUUGUCUUUGGUAAAACCAGUCUGAGGAGGAAAAGAGUCCGUUUUUGUUCAAGUCUACUGGUUUUCUUUGUAAAACUAAAAUAUACAAGGAAGUUAUUUGUGUGUGAAGGUUGUCCAGAAUGACUGCUGAGAUGCACAUGCGGUGAUUUCCUCUACAGAGUUUUUAAUGUGGGACCACCUGAGGGUCUGAGGAUCAUGGAGACAGUCAUACAGGCAUAGAGUGUCAGAGGUAAAUUCACAUAUACUGGUAGAAAAUCUUUUUCUGAACGUCAAUAAUCAAUUAUUAUUUUUUUAGAUUUUUACUGAGUCAUUUUUGGAAACUUUCAUGUUAUCUCAGCCACUAUCAAAUAUCAAACAUUUCCAACAGGCACACAUAAAACAAACGUUAAGAGAGGAGACAAAAUUAACUUAAAGUUUUCUUAGGAUACAGGGAAAACAACAACGAUCCUCGAACAUGUGUAGAAAAAAAAGGAGGUGGAGUAUAAACCAUAAGGGUAAAGGACAAAGCAGGAACCAUUUGUCUCAUUUUAAAACUCAAACACUGAUUUUGUGUAUUUUAAUCUGUCUAUUUUGUCUCUGUGAUGAUAGAUGAGGUAACUUUCUGGGGUUGGUGUCGACUGUGGAGCCUAUGCCCCUACAUCCAUCUGACAGGCUGAGGAUCUGUAGGUGUACAGCUUGUUAUCUGCGCCUCCACUCAACAUCAGCUGAAAACAGGAGACAGACAAAAGAGAAAGGAGGUCAGUUUUGUUGUACUGUGUUUUCCUCUUCUCGUACUGAAGCAGUGAAAGCUCUUAUUUAGAGUUGUGAAUGUUAACAAAGUCUUACCCCACUUUCCGUCCAGUCCACACAAAAUACUUUGUCCUCAUGGGCCGCCAGGUCGUACAGAGGAGCCUUACAGCUGCGACACAUGAAAGCAAUAAGUUCACUUUAUUCUUACAACAACAAAAAAAACACAAAGCUAAAAAAACAUGUAUGACUUCAUGCUUUACCUUCUGGUGUCCCAAAGUUUAACCAGGUUGUCAAGGGAACCAGAGACCAGCUGGUGUUCGUGUGAAGGUGCCCACUUUACCGCUGUGACCCAGCCGGUGUGAGAAGUCAGAGAGAGCAGCACCAGCGACCCGUCUGCAAAUGAGGAGAAGGAGAUGUUUGUGAGCGGAGAUAGAGAAGAAAAGAGAUUUAGAUUUAGAAGAGGAGAGCACGCAGUGGUACCUUUGGUGCGAGGGUCCCACAGCCGGAUGUGUCUGUCGGUGCUGCCUGAGGCCAGCCGGCGACACAGCGGCGAGUAGGAUAUACAGUUAAACACUUUACUGCCCGUCUGUGGGGAGAGUACAACAAGAUAAGUCUGCAAUGUGUUCACGUAUGAUGGUUUUCAGAGUCCAUGCGGCGACUUCCACCACAGAGUCAUGGUGUUGUUUUUUAGGACUUCAGAUUCUUCAACCGAUUCUGAAACAAAUCUGCUAAAACACCAGACUUCAAACCUAUUCCUUACCAGCGUCGUCUUCAUUUCUCCGGUCUCCACAUCCCACAUACGGAUGGUGUGGUCCCACGAUGCGCUGCAAACUUCUUCGCUGUCGCACCACAGGACGGAGGACACCGCCUCGUUGUGUCCAGAUAGCGUCAUUAGAGGAGUCUGUGUUGGAGUCAGAAAAUAUGAGGCACACAUUUAACAUGCAAGCCUGCACACCCUGUUUCGUAUGAUCGUGUUAGGACCACGUACCCUGGUGAGGCCUAGCUGUUGGGUCUUCUGUUUCUUCCUCGGUCGGUCGCCAGGCUCUUCCACCUCGUCUGCCUCGUCUGUGGGGACUGACAGCACCAGAAAAAGGUUAUAACAGAGCUUUAACCUCCUUUUCUCUAUUCUGCCAUGCCAAAGUUACGAUAAUCCCUGAGAGUGACCUACCUGCUGACCAGAUCUUUAACAUUUUGUCCCAGGAGCCGCUGCAGAACUGUGUGGAGGAAACACAAGUGCUCAAAUUCAUCUCGUCAUAGCCCUUCAGUCGCUUUUCUUUAUCCGAUUGCUUGUUUAUUUUCUUUUCUCUCCUUCCUUCUUUACCUUUGAGCCUGUGGGGUCUGUUGCGACGGUGUCGACGCUUCCUGUGUGCCCCCGACAGCAGUGUCUGGCCUUCACUUUGUUCCUCUCCGAGUUC